AUUGUGGGAGAGAGAGGAGUGAUUGACGUGGCGGCCAUUUUGCCGCUGGCCGCUCGCUUCCCAUUGUGUGUGUGAUAGUAAAUACUGAGAGUGCCAGGCAAAGCUCUGCACAUAUUUCACUGCGCCAAAUUAAACACAUUGGGUCGAAGAUUAAAGAAGCAUGGCUCGUACCAAGCAGACCGCCCGUAAGUCCACAGGAGGUAAAGCUCCUCGCAAGCAGCUGGCCACUAAAGCCGCUCGUAAAAGCGCCCCCUCUACUGGAGGAGUGAAGAAACCUCACCGUUACAGGCCCGGCACGGUGGCUCUGCGUGAGAUCCGUCGGUACCAGAAGUCCACUGAGCUGCUGAUCCGUAAGUUGCCCUUCCAGCGUCUGGUGCGUGAGAUCGCUCAGGACUUCAAAACGGAUCUGCGCUUCCAGAGCGCCGCCAUCGGCGCCCUGCAGGAGGCCAGCGAGGCGUACCUGGUGGGUCUGUUCGAGGACACCAACCUGUGCGCCAUCCACGCCAAGCGCGUCACCAUCAUGCCCAAAGACAUCCAGCUGGCGCGCCGUAUCCGUGGGGAGCGCGCCUAGACACUCGUUGUCCUGCUCCUUCCAUCCUUUCUGUCUGUCUCACUCUCUCUCUCUCCCUGUCUCUCUCUUUCUCUCUGUCUCUCUCUGUCUCUGUCCCUCUUCACUCGUCUCUCCCCUUCUUUCUUGGUAGAGUUUAGAAUAUCUGCGACGGGGAGGCCAAUGUGUUUCAGUCUACUAGUGCUGUCUCACUGACGCGUAGGGUACCUGUAUGUGCAUGUAACAGACGCUUCUGAUCGCUCGCACGUGUGCGCACACACACACACUCACACUCGUACACACCCACACACACAUACACACACACAAACAUAAAGAGUCGGAGCGUAAAACGAGGUCCUCCCUUGCCAAGCUGGGGGUUUGAACACAGGCACACACAUAUACACACACACUCAGCAUGAAGGAAGGUGCAAUCUGGGGUUAGUCUGCUUAAGGGGAGCGGCAACUUCCACAGCAGGGUGCUACUAAAACUGCCCCAGAGCACCUUCAGUUACCCCGUAUUUCAUCCCUGAUCAUAUUAGAAACCUCGUCUUGCCCUCAGAAACCCACGCACCCACCCACGUGUCUACACCCCUCUCCACAUCCGUGUGCACGUGUGCGUACAUGCAUGUGUGCGUGCGCGCGUGUGCAGGAUCAGCAAAGCCGAAAUCGUAUUCAACUGCAAACCAGCAUCUAUUGGUUAUAAAGUUGUUACUUAUAAUAUUGAUGAUUACUAUUAUUAUUGUUGAUGGUGUUUUUUUUUUUUCUUUCUUUCCUUGUUUUUUUUUCUAUGAUGCAUAGUCAUUCAUUGUUUUACCACUGUUAUGGGACAAAACAAACAAAACUACAAAAAAUUUGAAUGAGAUUGACUUUUUCGUAUUAUUAUUAUUAAUUAUUAUUAUAAUUUUUAUUAUAAUUAAUUUUCUUUUUGUUUUUUCUUUUCCAUGGUGAAUUGCCGAUCCUGCUCCUCCUGUUCAAACUUUCAGGCAGCCACAGGGGGGCGCGCGAAACCAGCCUCUCAUUCACUCUCACUGUUCUUCACACACCUCGAGUUUUCUCACUUCACUUUUUGAUUUUUGUCGACCCAGGAUGAUUUUUCAUUUUUUCUUCUUCUUUCUUUCCUCCACAGAUCGGCGUUUGUCCAAAUAAUUGUAGCAACAAAAAAAAAAAAAAGAGAUUUUGUCACGUUUAGUUUUUUGGAGUGUUUCGCUCUCUUUGUGUAGAUUCUCCUGCUCUCUGUCGUGAUACACGUGUAUAACCUCAUGUUCCUGUUUAUUUUUCUUAUUCAGAAAUUUAAAUAAGCUGAUCUUUGUAUUUUCCAAAUUUCUCAUACUAUGGUGGUAAUAAAUAGAUGUUACACAA
Molecule: messenger RNA, 1906 nt
Organism: Clarias gariepinus (North African catfish)
Lineage: Eukaryota; Metazoa; Chordata; Actinopteri; Siluriformes; Clariidae
Gene: h3f3c
Product: H3 histone, family 3C
Exons: 4
Coding region: 161-571 (136 amino acids)
Cellular component (GO): nucleosome
Molecular function (GO): protein heterodimerization activity; DNA binding; structural constituent of chromatin
Source: RefSeq, a predicted model, not a curated record